Molecule: messenger RNA, 2979 nt
Organism: Ostrea edulis (European flat oyster)
Lineage: Eukaryota; Metazoa; Mollusca; Bivalvia; Ostreida; Ostreidae
Product: interaptin-like
Exons: 11
Biological process (GO): signal transduction
Molecular function (GO): molecular adaptor activity
Source: RefSeq, a predicted model, not a curated record
UUUGAUUGGCUGAUCUACUGAGGUUUGUAAAUGGUAGAUGUAUGUUGAUGAGAUGCAAAGAUUGAAAUUGUGAAGUCAAUGGAGAAUGAUGCACAACGCGAUGUCGGACAUUAACGAGCACUAUAAAACACGAGAAGAUAAUUAUUCCAUAAAUUGUUACUCAUGGAAAGAAAACAAUAUGUUACUUAGUCAAGAUACUUUUCAUUUUAUCUAAGGUUUCACGACAAGAUGCUGUGAAAGAGAGCGAUGAUUUCGAGGAUGUCAGUCAGAGCAGCUCGACCGACACAAGCGAGUCGCAGACGUCAUCGGCCGCCGUCAGUCAACUGAUGGGGCGAAUAAACCUUGCCAAGCAGGAGACAUUCAUGAAACUGAAACAAGAGUAUGAAACAAAAAUCUCUAAACUCACAGACGAUCUAGAACAGGCCAUGAUCUUAAAUGAUGAACGGGAAAAGUGCAUUGACGAUAUUACGGAAAAAUUUGAAGAGAAGAUUAAUGAUAUGAGAGUGCAUUACGAGGUCAGAAUGAAAGAGCUGGAGGAAUCCAGUUUUGAUAUUGAGGACAUUAAAGAGAAAGUGAAAGUAGAAUUUGUGAAGAAUUACGAGGCUGAGUUAGCCCGAGUGCAUGUUGAAUACGAGGAAAAAAUGGAUCUAGUGAGACAGGAAAUGCAGGAGAAUUUUGAUUCAGAGAAAUAUGAACUGGAAAAACAGCAUAAAUCAGAAUUGGAGGCUGCAGAAGAAAAAUAUGACACCUUGAUAGAAGGAAUUCGAGGAGGAGAUGCUCCCGAGGUUGCAGACUUAGUUCGGGAUCGGAUCGACACGGAGCUGGAGAUGGCAAAGUCACUCAUGCAGCAAGAAUUUGAGGAGACCAUUGAAUCGGAACAGGCCCGGUUUAACGACCUCCAGGAAGAAUUUGCCCGAGAGAAACAGGAAGAGAAAGAAGAAGAGAUAAACAAAAUAUACGCACAACACGAAAAAGAAAUCGCCGAGAGUCGACAGAGUCUGUCGGAGGAAUUUCAGGCUAAACUAGAUGCGGUGGAGGAGCGAUACAGUAAAGAAAUCGAUAACUUGCAGAGCCAGAUAGAAAACGGCAUGCAACAGACCCUCUCUACCGAAUACGAAAUUCAGGAGUACCAAGAUAAAAUCCACGAACUCGAAGCCGAAAUUAAAAGAUUAGUGAAAGAAAGUGAGUCUAGUGAUGAAAAGUCGUCCAAACGUUUGGUGGACGAGUCUGGAGUCAUGGUUUCGGCAUCAAGUGAAUUUGAUACGGAUGUGGAAACAAAGGAUUCUGGUCAGGGAACCGAAAAUGUAGUGGUGGAUCAGACUGAUUCAAGUGGUGGGUUUGAAAUAUUUGAAAAAACUGAUGAGGAUAGUGAAGUUUCAGGAAGGGAUCUAAGAGACUCCGGGGGUGUAGUGUUAGACCAAUUGGAUGAGAGUGACAAGCAGACAGCAAAUCGCCAGGAUUCUAGUGCUGACAAGCAGAGAGCAGAUCACCGAGAUUCUAGUGCCGACAAGCAGAGAGCAGAACGCCGGGAUUCUAGUGCCGAUUUAGACAACACCUUACAGGAUUUAAAAGGUUCUCACGCAGCGGCCAUAGCCGAGAUUGAAGAGGAAUAUAACUCUAAACUGGCCAGUCUUAAAACAGGUUUAGAAAAGGACUACCAAGACAAACUAGACAAAAUAAAGAAAGAACUUUCCAAUACCACAAGUUCCCAGACAGAAGAGGUUACUCAAGGACAAGGUCAAGGGACAGGAAAAGAUGACCUUGACAUGGAACAUGUAGAAGAGCUGCGUGACCUUGAAAUUCGUCUGACAGAAAAACACAGCAAGGACUUGUUUAACCUGGAGAGUCAGUAUACGAAGCGGAUUGAGGAGAUUCAACAGCACCACCAGGUGGAGAUGAAUAAUCUGAAGAAGAUUCUGGAUGACCUACAACAGACCUCCGGCUCUGAGGAAAUCAUGCAGAAAUCUCAGGAACAACUUGUGCUGUCUUCCUCCGGGCCCAAGCGAAGCACGCCCGUAAGUGAAAUGGACGAGGAUGAAGAUAGUUCCCACGGUAACGGGACAUGUCCCCAGGAGAAAUCCGUGGACUUGAUUAAGUUCGAAUCGAGUUACGACGACAGCGGGAGUGUGCUCCAACCUCCGACGGAAAAACCUCCAGCCGUACCACGGGAUGCUGGGACUGAUCUGAUGGAUGAAGUCCGAGAACUGGGGACGCAGUCUCCUUCAGCAGAUGCACUGUCCAAAAAGGAAGUGUACAGCGAGACAGAAAGUGGCCGGAGUACCCCGCCAGACCUACUCCAGACCAUGUCUGCUGACCUCUUGACCCAGAACAUGCAAACGAUGAAAUCUCUGGGAUCCUCCACCGAAUUUUCGACGGGCGAGCAGCAAACAGAAACGACGUCUCUAGCAACAGAGCUCAGAGACAAGGAGGUCAAAAUAGGAGAGUUGGAGAAGGAGAUUGAGACUUUACAGAAGAAGUUUGCGGAAAUUGUUGAGCGCCGGGAACGGGAGAGUGAGGAGAGUUGUAACCUUGAGGUCAUGCUUCGAACUGACCUUGAACGAGUUCACUUUGAACGAGAGUCUGUGCAGUCCACAAAUGACCACCUCCUUCAGUUGUUGUCGGACACCGUGAAAACGUAUCUAAAUGUUGAGGACACCAUCAACAGAAAGCUGGCAAGCAUCGUCACUGGUGGUCGUCAUGGUGAUCAGGCCUCGCCUCUAAUACAGAGGAGGUCCCCGCCCUCGGGGAAACAGAGGUCCCCUCCAAGGAGCCACCCGAGGUCCCCACCAGCCAGUUACCACCGAACUCCACCAGAACCAAGUUCACCGGGCGGUGCGGAAGGAGGAGACCUCCCUCCCCACGAGACAAGUGUCAUGUCUAACCUUACAGAUGAGGGAUUGGACCUGUCCCAGAGGACCAUCACAGAGAGCAUAUUCCAGGGACCAGAUCUCGACACUGAGGGGGAGGAUCUACUGACAG